Molecule: messenger RNA, 519 nt
Organism: Diachasmimorpha longicaudata
Lineage: Eukaryota; Metazoa; Arthropoda; Insecta; Hymenoptera; Braconidae
Exons: 2
Coding region: 127-513 (128 amino acids)
Source: RefSeq, a predicted model, not a curated record
AUUUUUUCGCUUGUUUUAGUUUUCAGUUUUUAAAUUCUUUUUUGUUUGUGUUAGUUUUUUUUUGAUUUUUUCGUGUUUUUGUUGAUCUAAUUUUUUAAUUAAUCGUGUUUUUUUUUUAUUUUACAGAUGCAGGCCAUACGGAGGGAGAGGGGAUACCUCAGGGCAGCCAACGAGUGGCUGCGCUGGGAGGAUACGGAGGGCGAAACCCUGGAUGGGGAAAAUAUUUUCGCCAUCCAGGAUCUCCAUGACAGGGCCGCCAAAUGGUUGGCGGAUUCGGAGGAUGAGGCCUACCUGUGUGGAGCUCGCUGGGAGGGAGGUGUCGGACCGGACACCCCAAGAGCCCACUGGAUCCGCGCUCUGAGGCGCGAGGCGCGGGAGUUGGAGGCCGAGGGUGAGCAGGUGCUCACCCUGUACGACGUGGAGGAUGCCUGUGCGCGCAGGGUCCUCUUCGGGGACGAGCCCGCCCAGCCCGACCUGACCCAGGAGGACUGGUCCCUUGAACAGUGGGACUGAGGCCAC